Molecule: messenger RNA, 1599 nt
Organism: Puccinia graminis f. sp. tritici CRL 75-36-700-3
Lineage: Eukaryota; Fungi; Basidiomycota; Pucciniomycetes; Pucciniales; Pucciniaceae
Exons: 3
Coding region: 1-1599 (532 amino acids)
Biological process (GO): double-strand break repair via homologous recombination
Cellular component (GO): cytoplasm; chromosome
Molecular function (GO): nucleic acid binding; four-way junction helicase activity; 3'-5' DNA helicase activity
Source: RefSeq, a predicted model, not a curated record
AUGGCAGUCACCCCUCGACGAUCGAUCUCACUUCCAAAAAGAGCCUGGUCAGCCACCGGUGUCAACGUCUAUAAGAAUGUAUCUAAGAUGAAUACAGAGAAACUCAGGGAGCACAUCGCGAAAACUUCUGUCAACUUUUAUGGCCAGUUUGCUAAACAGUUGCAAGUUGAAGCUGUCCUGAACCUGGUCGAAGGACGUAACACUUUUCUACUCGCUGGAACUGGCUACGGCAAGUCUCGGAUACCCGAGCUAUACUACAAAAUGAUCCCUGGGAAAACUCAGGCGGUCAUCUUGGUCUUGAACCCUUUAGAUUCCCUCGGCGACAAUCAGGUUCUUGAGAAGCAGCAAGCAGGAUUCUCGGCGAUCAACUUGACGAAGCUGACUUUCAACCCUGAAACCGCGGCCGACAUUCAGAAGGGUGUAUACCAAUUUGUAUACUUGAGCCCUGAGAUAUUUCUGAACAGCAAGCUAUUCGAAUCAAUUUACUUCAGUACGGAGUUCCAGAACCGCCUGGCCUUGGUAGUGGUUGACGAGGCUCAUAUGAUUUACAUAUGGGGCCUUGUUGAGAGCUCAACCGCUAAGCAUUUGACAUCGGCCCACUUUCGACAUGAAGACUACGGUAUCUUCCGUCCAUCUUACGCAACGUGUCGACCUGUUGCUGUUGAUGCUAUCUUGAAUAGUCUGAAACUUAACGACCAAAGUGUGGACAUGCUACGCGGCGAGUUGACUCGGCCGGAGAUUCGGAUGGUCCGCGUGCCUAUGGAGAACUCUCUAGCUUCGGGACUCGACAUUAUCAAAUUGUUCCCUUCCGCCAACGAUGUCUCUGAUGCUGAGAUGGUUCCAUGUCUAGUCUAUAGUGGAUCCCGCAACCGAACCAUGACUGUUUUGGAUGUAAUAUCACGCGCGCGGGAAACUCCUGGAAGCACCAUGGUGCCAAAUAGCUCUUGUGCUAGGCGGUUCCACUCUUGUACUGGCGAUGAGGAUAAAAUCACAACGGUCGAUGAUUUCGCCGAAGCGAAGUAUCCGGUGAUAUCGUGUACCAUGGCGCUGGGGCUGGGCCAGAACUGGAAACAAGUACGCAUGGUGGCCCACAUGGGCCGCGGGGAUCCGGCUUCCAUUUGUCAGAUGAUCGGUUGUUGUGGGCGUGAUGGAAAGCCGGGGUUGGUGGUGAUGUUUGUGGAGAAGAAUCGGCGCGGCGGUAAAAAUCGAUUGGAUCAAUUCACCCGUGGGGCCGCUCAGAACGACCUGGAUCGAAUGGAUGCGCUGGCUAUCACACCAGUCUGCCUCCGGGUGGCAUUUUCUUUGGAUAACAAGCUUGGCUAUGUCCCACUGUGGGCAGACGAUCCUGAGUACCUCAAAGAGCUAGCGAGAGAAAAGCAGCUGGGGAUUCCGGCUUGCCAAUGUUCCAAUUGUGCGCCGCUGGCGACUGUAGUGACUCAGAGGGGUGUAAGCGUAUAUAUUACCGGUAGGUGUGGCCCGGAGGAGACGGGUGUAGUCUCCUCUGGCUGGCUGAGCCGCAGCCGAGUCGCACCAUGUGACCUAGGUCACAACACCCACCCCCUCGGCAAGGCUCCAAGACACCUGCCGGGGAGGCCCUAA